Molecule: messenger RNA, 1251 nt
Organism: Striga asiatica
Lineage: Eukaryota; Viridiplantae; Streptophyta; Magnoliopsida; Lamiales; Orobanchaceae
Source: the annotation of a GenBank genome assembly
AUGGAGUUGAACUUUAACACUACGGUUUGGCACGUGGAUCACGACAAACAUCUCACCAAAACCGAGCUCUUGCGUCUGGCUCUAGACCGUACCAGGAAGAGGCUGCAAUGGCUCCAACAAGCCGCCAGACCCAAUAUUAACGUUGGAGCCCCCAUUCGCUACAGUGGCGAUGGCGCGUAUUUAGCAUAUCUCUCCAUCGGCACUCCCGGGGUAUCUGUCCCGGCCAUACUCGACACGGGCGGUGGCCUAACGUGGACCCAAUGCGCAUCCUGCCACAACUGCUCCGCACAGCCGACUCCCUUAUUCAAUCCCAGCAAAUCCACCUCGUACGUUGCAUUAAAAUGCCCCAACAAGAAAUGCAAACUGUACACUCCCAAUGUCUGCGAUAAACGUGCGUGUGGCACCGAGUGCGCGUUCAACCUGACGUACGGAGAUGGCAGCGGGACCGGAGGCAACCUGGCCACCGAGACCUUCUGGUUUGAGGCCGACACGGUCCCCGUCCCCGUCCCCGGAGUCCUAUUCGGCUGCGGAUUUCACACUCAGGGAAAUAUGCCAAAUGGAGGCGUGGGGAACUUGGGCCUGGGCCGAUGGAACGACAGCAUCGUCUCCCAACUCGACGAGCGCGUGUUCUCCUACUGUCUGCCCCUAUUCGGCUCAAAAAAAAAAACCGGUCGUCUCUUUAUGGGUUCCGGGGCCGCGGCGCCCCAUGGCGCACUCACCACGCAGCUUCUCAGGUACCCAGGCAGUUACUACGGGGGCUUUUAUUAUCUCCAACUACAGGGGAUCAGCAUCAAUGGGGUCCCCGUCACCAUCAACUCCUCCGCGUUCCAAGUGGGAAAGGAUGGGUCGGGGGGUCUUAUCAUCGACUCGGGAACAACCAUCACUAAUCUCGACAAUAGCACGUUCGAGGCCGUCGGGCAGGAACUCACAAGCCAAAUGGCCCAAAUCGGACUUCCAUGGACCAACAGCAGCUCCUCGGACUUGGAAUUCUGCUACAAACUCCCGAGAGGCAAAAUGGAGGCCGGAAUUCAGUUUCCAAAGAUCGUGUUUGAAUUCAAGGGGGCAGCCCUGGAGUUGCCAUGGCAAAAAUACUUCUUUGUUGUUGAAAAGGGGAUCGGGUGCUUGAUGAUGGCUGCUACUGAUAUGGACUUCUCCAUUCUUGGCAAUUUUCAGCAGCAGAACACAUUGGUGAUUUAUGAUCUUGGUAACGAGAAACUAUCUUUUGUGCCCAAUACAAAGUGUGGUAAUUAA